Hibiscus syriacus is the source of this 1583-nucleotide messenger RNA. RefSeq names its product endoglucanase 9-like. The record is from RefSeq and is a predicted model, not a curated record. The transcript is spliced from 4 exons. Gene Ontology annotation, biological process: carbohydrate metabolic process. Bases 20 to 1477 code for a protein of 485 amino acids. Lineage: Eukaryota; Viridiplantae; Streptophyta; Magnoliopsida; Malvales; Malvaceae. Gene Ontology annotation, molecular function: hydrolase activity, hydrolyzing O-glycosyl compounds.
AGUACCAAAUGCAAAAGCAAUGGGGAGCAGACUCUUCUUGUCCAUGUUUUCACUGGCACUUAUUCUGUUAGGAAGUAGUGUUGGUGCGGAGGGAAAUCCAAAUUAUAAAGAUGCACUGCUCAAAUCGCUUCUCUUUUUCCAGGGACAGAGGUCAGGGAGGCUGCCUGCCAACCAGCAGGUCUCUUGGAGGUCAAAUUCUGGCCUUUCUGAUGGUUCCCUUGACCUUGUAGAUUUAACCGGAGGCUACCACGAUGCUGGAGACAAUGUGAAGUUUAACUUCCCAAUGGCGUUCACCACCACAAUGCUAUCAUGGAGCACCCUUGAAUAUGGAAAGAGAAUGGGUCCCCAGUUACAGGAUGCAAGGGCUGCAAUCCGCUGGGCGACCGAUUAUCUUCUGAAAUGUGCCAGAGCCAAGCCUGGGAAGCUCUACGUAGGUGUUGGUGACCCCAAUGUGGAUCACAAGUGCUGGCAGCGUCCUGAGGACAUGAAUACUGUCCGAACUGCGUACUCUGUCUCCGCAAGCAACCCCGGCUCGGAUGUUGCUGGCGAGACAGCUGCUGCAUUGGCAGCUGCCUCCAUGGUUUUCCGGAAAGUGGAUUCCAAAUACUCGAAAUUGUUGCUUCAAACAGCAAGAAAAGUAAUGGCGUUUGCCAUUCAGUAUCGUGGUGCAUACAGUGACUCACUUGGGUCAGCUGUCUGCCCUUUUUACUGCUCAUACUCUGGGUAUAAGGAUGAGUUGCUCUGGGGUGCCUCAUGGUUGUUGAGGGCAACCAAUGAUGCUUAUUACUAUAAUUUCUUGAAAACAUUGGGAGCUAAUGAUCAACCUGACAUCUUCAGCUGGGACAACAAAUAUGCUGGUGCUUAUGUUCUUUUAUCCAGGCGUGCAUUGCUGGACAAUGAUAAAAACUUUGAGCAAUUCAAGCAACAAGCCGAGAGUUUUAUGUGUAGAAUUUUACCCAAUUCUCCUUAUUCAACCACACAAUACACACAAGGAGGACUAAUGUACAAGCUACCUGAGAGCAACCUUGAAUAUGUUACAUCCAUAACAUUUUUACUCACCACAUAUGGCAAGUACAUGAAAGCCAGAAAACAGACCUUUAACUGUGGCAGUCUCUUUGUCACUCCAAAUAAACUUAUUGGACUUGCAAGGAGACAAGUGGAUUACAUACUGGGGGAGAAUCCAAUUAAAAUGUCCUACAUGGUCGGCUUUGGACCCAAUUUCCCAAAGAGAAUUCACCACAGAGGUUCUUCACUGCCUUCCUUGUCAAGGCACCCUCAGAGCAUUGGAUGCGAUGCUGGUUUCCAGCCGUUCUUCUACUCACCGAACCCGAAUCCUAACGUUUUAGUUGGAGCCGUGGUUGGAGGCCCGAAUCAGAACGAUGGAUUCCCAGAUGAUCGCUCUGAUUAUGCCCAUUCUGAGCCUGCUACAUACAUUAAUGCUGCAUUCGUUGGACCCUUGGCAUAUUUUGCUCAUUAGUUUAUAAAUCCAUGUAUGGAUCAAUCUAAUACCCUAAAAGCUAGGGUAAUGGUUGAAACGAAUAUUUAAACUAGUGGUUUGUUUUCUAUUUUAAGUUAUUCACUAA